This is a messenger RNA of Anopheles moucheti, 3972 nucleotides long. RefSeq names its product dachshund homolog 2 (gene dac). Bases 1 to 2679 code for a protein of 892 amino acids. The transcript has 12 exons. Lineage: Eukaryota; Metazoa; Arthropoda; Insecta; Diptera; Culicidae. The record is from RefSeq and is a predicted model, not a curated record.
AUGGAUUCCGCAAUGGAUACUGCGUCCACGGCUAGCGAUCACAGUAUCGCUUCGUCAAACGAUUCCCGGGGCCGACACAUUUCGUCCCCGAUACAGCACAACCACAAUGGUAGCAGCAGCCAUCAGCAUCCGUUAGACAAAACGCGUACACCGACGCCCGUCAGCCCGGUGCACAACAGCCACAGCGGUGGCAGUAAUAACGGGCCGCUGAGCAAUCACCACGGUGGCCGCCAACUUUCGUCUAGUCCGCUGAGCGUCAGUGCCCAGGCCCAGAUGAUGGGCCACAUGGCGCACCCACUGAGCCCGCCGCACGUUUCGACACCGUCCAGCAUGGCGGGCAUGGUCGGGAUGCCACCGAGGAUGGCCCAGAACCUGUCGCACCUGCCACCGCACGGGCUGGGCCUGCUGAACUCCUUCAUGCAUCAUGCUAGUCCACUCGAUCUGAUGGCCGCGGCCCACCAUCAUGUGCCGCCGCGAUCGUACAACAGUCCACCGCCGAUAUCCAGUUCUGAUCCCACGGCCAACGAGUGCAAGCUGGUCGACUACCGGGGCCAGAAGGUAGCUGCCUUCAUGAUACAGGGUGAAACGAUGCUAUGUCUUCCGCAGGCGUUCGAGCUGUUUCUGAAACAUCUCGUCGGUGGCCUGCACACCGUCUAUACCAAGCUGAAGCGGCUGGACAUUGUGCCGCUCGUGUGCAACGUCGAGCAGGUUCGAAUACUGCGCGGGCUCGGCGCCAUCCAACCGGGCGUUAACCGCUGCAAGCUGCUGUCCUGCAAGGACUUUGACGUCCUGUACAGGGACUGCACCACGGCAAGAUGCUUGUCCAUAAAGCCACCUGAGAGUCUUAACUCCAGUAACUCUCUGCUAUCGCACAGUUCCAGGCCCGGCAGACCGCCGAAGCGAGGCCCUGUAGGACUUUCCAUGCCCACGUCGCACAUGCCGCACCAUCCGCAGCUGAAGAAGCAUCGGCUAGACAACGGCGAGUUUGUGUACGAGAAUGGACACCUCAGUGAUCUGCCCCGGCUGGAUAAAUCACCGCUGCUCGCGAACGGUUACAAUGCGCCGCCGACGCACCUGAACCACAUACCGUUCAUGCAGAUGAACCCGCACCCGUCGGCCGGCGGUCACCCGCUGAUGAGCCCCGGCGUCAACCCGCACGGCAUCCAGCGGCCGGACGGUUCCAUCAUCAAAGGGCAAAACAUCCCGGGUAUGGAGGCGAUCGCAAGGUCGCACCACACGGGCAUUUGGGAAAAUUGCAGAGCUGCCUACGAGGAUAUAGUGAAGCAUCUGGAAAGACUACGGGAGGAACGGGGCGAUGACAGGACGCCAAACGUUGACCACAAACCGCGCGAUCUGAGCUCCCAGGGCAGCGGUCCACCGCUGACGGAUUCGCCGAACGGCCAGAGCCCGGCCCUGAACCUGUCCAAGUCGGGCGUGGGCGAUCAUGGUGGCGUUGGCGGUGGCGGUGGCGUCGGUGGAGCGGGCGGUGUUGGCGGUGGCAGCAGGCCCCAAAGUGAACGAAGCAACCCGAUCUCACCGGAACCGUCCGUGCACGAGGAGGACGAAAAUAUGAGCGAGGCGAACAUAUCCGAUACGGAAGAACCGAACGAUAAGGACGAAGACAUCAGCGACUGCGAGCGGGAUAUGCAUUCGCCGGUGGCGGCCGUCAUGCCGAUACCGGCGGAGAUCGAGGCGCACCGGCAGCAGGCGCUGAAUUAUUCCAGCUUGGCGGCGAGCGUCGCUGUGGGCGCGGUACCAACCGGACCGGACCCGAACAUAUCAUCCACCGAGACGCUACUGCGGAACAUCCAGGGGCUGCUAAAGGUGGCCGCCGAUAAUGCCAGACAGCAGGAGCGACAGACGUCCUACGAAAAAGCCGAGCUGAAGAUGGACGUAAUCAGAGAGCGCGAGGUGAAGGAUUCGUUCGAGCGUCAGUUGGCCGAUGAAAAGCGAUUACGAGCACUGUACCAAAAGCGAUUUAAAAAGGAGCGUCGAUUGCGCAUCCAGAUACAGGAGCGGCUGGAUGGCGAGCGGAAGCGACGCGUACAGCUGGAGGACAUCAUCAAGGCAUCCGGCGCACCAGCAGAGGCACUCCGUAUCAUUGCCGAAAACAUCAGCACCGAUCAGCAGCAGCGUGAGAAGGAAACGCGCGACACGGAACGCGACAAGGACCGGGACAAGGAGCGGGAACGUGAUCGGGACCGCCGGGAACAACGUGAUAAAGGACAGGAACGUGAGCGAGAGCAUCAUCUUCAGCAAUCGGCGGCGGCAACACUGUCCGGUGCACCGGACCGGACCCGGCCCGACCGGGGCACUAUCGAGGAAUCGUUGCGUGCCGAUAGGCAUCGGAUCGAGGCGGAACGCGAACGCCGCGCGUCCUCAUCCGAGCGCUACUCGAAGGAGGAAAGUCCCGCACCGAACCAUUCGUCAUCGUCACGCCCGAGCCAGGAGGUGUCACCAUCCCAGCCGCCGAUCAGCGAAGGUAAAUCGUGGAACUAUUCCGGCCUCGACAUCAUGGCGACCGGGGCCUUCUGGCAGAAUUAUUCCGAAUCCCUCGCCCAAGAGCUGGAACUCGAGCGGAAGGCACGCCAGCAGGCAACGGAAGGCGAGGUGAAAGGACCGCUCCAGGAUCGUUCGAAUUAUUACAAAAACUCCGUACUAUAUACCAGUGCCACAUAGUUCAAAUUAACGCUAACCUUUAUCGAAAACCCACAUUUUCAACACCACUAUCGUACUGGUAACCAUCCCGCGUAACACAUGUGCAAUUAUAUUUAAAACAAAAGAAAACAAAGCAAAACAACAAAAAAAUAAAGCAGCAAAGAUCUUCAAGCAUCUCACACCCGUCACCAUCAGGCCCCGUGAUAUGUUAACUCAUUACCGGACACCACCUGACCGGUGGCCGGCUAACGUAUAUGUUCAGUAACGUGUGGUUCAUGUGGAGCAUAUCACCAGAUAGGGUGAUAAAACCGGCACAGAGAAGCAGGGAGCGGCAUCGGCAGCAAAAAACAGAGUGAUCGGAAAGGAAAUUAGCGCAAAAACACACAUUAACGCAUGCCCGGCACAACUGCAGAAACUGAACUUUGAAAAGCUUUCGCGCAAGACACGAACGCCCUAAAACGAGCGCUCUCGAACGAGUCGAACAGGCCAGAGCUUAGAAUGUGGGGUAGCAUACUGGCUAUGGUUCCUUCACCCCCGGGGAGCUUUCGAAUACGCAGCAGCACGAAUGGCCACUUCGAUGCGAUCUCAACUCCUUUGCACACGUUGCACACACGCCACGCAGUACAGUGUGAUCAUUCGCUCUGCUAUAGCAUUACAUCACGCGCCACUACAUUCCGGAAGGUUCGGCCGGAACUCGCUCCCAUCCGACAUCCGACAGGAUCGCAGCAUACGGUGCAAUGUAUCAUAUACGUAGGAGGUAUACAUAUACAUGCAGAGGGCCGGUUUUUUUUAUAGCGAACAAUGUAGCACUACUAUUCGGAACGCAGACGGAAUCCGAUUACGAACGUAAACUCAUUAACAAACAAUCACCCUUAAAAAUAAAAGCUUUGUACGAAGAAGUAUUGGAUAAUACACACUCACACACAUACACACACACACACACACACCCACACACACCCACACACACACACACAAACACACACCGAUUCUUAACUUAUUAAAGUAUUUCACUUAUUUCGCAUCGAACAACAUCAUCUAUUUCGACUGUGUGGUACGUAGCAAACACCCCGACUGUGUCCCGCGACUGGUAGUCUGGACAAGCAUUUGCAUUAGGCAAACCCUGCUGAAAAAUAAACAAAAAAAAACUCGAUUCCAAAUCCACACAACUUGAUAGAUUGGACGAAACAUUCGAUCGAUGAUAGGAUGAUGAGCAUACAACAACAACAACAACAAAAAAAGAUUAGAAAGAAAGGAAAGCAAGUGAUUACCGUCUGUAUUUGUGUUUAAACAUUAAGGAAACAAAACAGUAUGCGA